This is a messenger RNA of Mobula hypostoma (lesser devil ray), 2840 nucleotides long. It is a transcript of the gene rell1, whose product is annotated as RELT like 1. Gene Ontology annotation, biological process: positive regulation of p38MAPK cascade. Gene Ontology annotation, cellular component: plasma membrane. The transcript is spliced from 9 exons. Bases 102 to 1112 code for a protein of 336 amino acids. NCBI's taxonomy places the organism in Eukaryota, Metazoa, Chordata, Chondrichthyes, Myliobatiformes, Myliobatidae. The record is from RefSeq and is a predicted model, not a curated record.
GGCCCGCAGGCAGAAGCCGAGCGGUUGGCGAGGCGAGGUCUGGCAGCCCAUGCCAGGAAUGGAGGCGAGCGUCACUCGCGUACAGAGAGACUGAAGGCAUUAUGCCAGUGAACUGCUGCUUCAACUGGAAGGACUGUUUGGAUUCUGGAACGUUGAGGAUGGAUGAGUUUAUUUUCAGAAGAGCGGGGAUUCAUCUUCUAUGGUUGCAUGGAAAGUGCAGAAUGAGAAAACAAAUUUUCAAGCAACACACAUCAAAGUUGCUGGUGAACGCAGCAGGCCAGGCAGCAUCUCUGGGAAGAGGUACAGUCGACGUUUUGGGCCGAGUCCCUUCAUCAGGACUCAUCAGAAGAGCUAAUCCCUGGCCACUUCCUGAUCCUUUAGCAAGUAAUACUUUCACGGAAGAGAACAACCAAACCAAGAUAAAUACUGGGCAUCCAGAGAACAUCGCAUUUGUUUUGGUACCUGUUUUCUUUCUUAUGGGUCUGUUAGGGCUCUUAAUUUGCCAAAUUCUAGCUAAGAAAGGCUAUCGAUGCACAACGGAUAGAGAAUCGGUCUGUGAAGAGAAUGUUCCUGAGGCAGAGAUUGAUUUGCAUGAUGCCAGUGAAUGCAAUGCUGAUACUGUUGGACAAAUGGUGCAUUAUAUUAUGAAAAAUCCUGCCAAUGCUGAGGCAUUGCAAGCUAUGUUGGACAGUAAUGUAGAAAGUCCUUCAAGUCCCAAUGGUCCUCCUAGUCCAGUUACUCCUGAAAGUCCUGUAUCACCGACUGGAAGCCCUGCAAAGAACAAUUUUCAGUGGCAUCAUCUGCAUACAAUUAGUGGAGCAGCGGGGAAAAGCUCUUGUUCACGUUGCACCCAUCGGAAGUCAAAGAGUAGUAGAGAAUUCAGGAAGAGUCGUCCUGGAGAGGUCACAGUAUUAUCCGUGGGAAGAUUUCGAGUUACACAUGUUGAUCCAAAAACACGCUCCAGUAAACAAAAAGAGUUGCCGCUUUCGCCUUCAGAAGAUGCUGAUACUGAGGGCAGCAUUACCCAUGUAGGUGUCCAAGAGGUUCCAGAUUCAUCAGGAAAACUAGAUACAAAAGAGGAAGCGGAAGCGGAAGCUGAAGCUGUGCCAUAAGUGGUAUAAUCAGGGCAGACAAGAGAAGUGUUGCACAUUUCUGAAUGAAAACCAAAGUAUGAAACUGACUCUUGCAUCAAACUGCGUACCUGUGGUAUUUUAAAAUGUUCCCAGUGUUUUUACGAUGUGUUGUGUGAUUAUCUAUAUGACAAAUCUAACUAUGACCAAAACAUGUAAUUUAAUUUUGUUCUUUGAGAGUCACAAAUCCUAUGUAUUUGUGUAGAUUGUCAAUAUAAUUGCUAGAAGUCUUUUGUCAUAAUUUUGAAAUCCUUUAUGUUGAACUGAUUAAUGCUUCAUACAUCUCCUUUCCUAAAACAAACUAAUUCUCUAAAUGUUUAUUUUUUAUGUCUCAAAAGUUUAAAAACCAAAACGAACCAAAAAUCUGUGCAGAUAGAAGUUUACUUAAACGUUUUUUAUUAAUUCAAGUAAACAAGUACAUCUGUACGUCUGAUGGCUAACAUGGAUUACCAUCUUGCGAAGUGAGUUUAUAAUGGAAGGUUCAAGUUAUUAAUAUAUACUUGGCAUUCAGAGUGUCCUUCUCUCCCCCCCCCCCGCCCCUGCCAUUUAAACCAUUUCUGAACAUGUAAAAAUAGCAACAUUAAACCAAACUUAAUUAUGUGUUGUAAUAGAAUACAUCCAUAAAUGAAUGACCAAUUCUAAGAAAUUUUUAAUCUUGAAGUAUCUCUUCCUGAUCAAAAAACUGAUACAAAUCAGCCUAAUAUUGAAGUUUAAUAAUGAUAAGAAUGUGGAAAUGGUGCCCUCCAUCAACCCUGUUAUUUCCUUUUGCAAUGUAUAGUACAACUUGCAGAACGAUGAGAAGAGUCUUCAAUCGUUUUAAAUUGAGGGGAACAUUUACUUAAAAUUGAUGGCUUAUCCAGUGAAAAACUUUGCGUGCCUUGAAAAAAAUUCUCUAUUUCGAUGGGUUGAGAAUAGGAUUAAUAAAAAUACUUUUUAUAUUAUAGUUAAGAAAUAGCAUUUCUAUUUGCAGUAUAAAUAGGUCCAGUAUAAAGUUUGUGUAUCCCACAGAGCUUUGUUGUGCUCUUUAAGUUAGAUCAUUUCAAUUUGAGAUGCUGUAGUUGACUGUUGCGCAACAGAAAGGGAAAAAAAGUCAACAAGAUUAUUAUUUGUUAUCUGCUUCAAAAUUUUCUGCAUUUACAGCCAUUUGACUUAAGUUCUGAAUGAGAAUAUUGGAAUUGUCUCUAUUUCCCUCUGUGUUCCAGAAACAUAAACUGUGUUCCUACAUUCUGAAAAAGUACUUAAUUAAACUACCGAAGAGCAUAACAAUCUCAUGAACUUCCAAGGAGGAUUUGAGCAAAUUCCAGUAAUUUCGGUGGCAUGGUAGUAGGAAGGGAAUUUAAAUGAAAUGCAAGGUCUUCCAAUACAUGUGAUGAACUUAAAAAAGAUGUGAACCUAUAGGUAUUUAUGCAUUUCUGCUUGAAUAUAUUAAUAGUAUUUUGGCUUGCUCAUUUGAAAAUAAGUACAGAUGCUUGAUUUGUAUCUUUACUAUUUCUAUGCAGAGAUUUCUUUCAUAUCUUUUGAAAUAAUGUUAUAAAACAAUAAUUGGGUCAGCAGAGCUCUAUAUGUAUAUCUUUUAGAAUCCAAUAAUUAGAUGAAGUUAAGAGAAAAUGUGUAUUCUUGUGCUAAAAUGUUAAAUGUAAUUGUUUCACAAGUACUCUUGUGUGAAGAUGACUACAAAGUGAAAUGUGGGUAGUAAAUAAGCAACAAAAA